AUGGUGUCCAAACUUGUCAAAGUUGCCGCUGUGCAAGCCGCUCCGGUAGCGUUUGAUCUGGAAAGAAGCCUUGAAAGGGUCGCGAAGUUCACCGCAGAGGCUGCGCGGUCCGGCGCCGAUCUUGUCGUGUUUCCCGAAGGCUUUCUCUCAGCAUAUCCUUGGCGUUAUGCAUUCGACGCUACGAUUGGCGCCCGAGAACCACGAGGUCGGAAGUGGUAUGCCAAGUACUACAACUCAGCUAUCAGUCUCUCAUCUCCAGAGUUCGGCAAUCUGCGAAGCAUCGCGGAGCAGAAUAGCGUCUUCCUGUCAGUGGGAAUCAUUGAGAAAGACGGUGCGACUCUGUAUUGCACAGCAGUACUGAUCGACAGAGGCGGAGAGCUAUUAUCUGCGCACCGCAAGCUCAUCCCGACCGCUGCUGAAAGGCUAGUGUGGGGCCAAGGGGCGGGCGAUGGGUUGAAGGUCAUCGAUACUGAGCUCGGCAAGGUCGGCGGUCUGAUAUGCUGGGAGAACUAUAUGCCGGCAGCGCGAUUGACCUUGUAUCAGCAGGGAAUCGAGAUCUACAUCGCACCCAACGCGGAUGACCUUCCCAGCUGGGUUGCUUCUAUGCAGCAUAUCGCGAAGGAGGGCCGAUGCUUCGUCAUCUCCGUCAACCAAUUCUGCAAAGUGUCCGACUUCCCUUCAGACUACCCACCCUUCACGCCGGAACACCAUGAUCGCCAGUCUGAUGGCUCACCGUGGACCCCUGAAGCGGUUCUCAGCCAUGGCGGAUCGUGCAUUGUCGGCCCUCUGGGAACGUUCUUGGCCGAGCCUGUAUGGGAUAGGGAGGAAAUUGUCUAUGCCGAGUUGAACAGAGACGAGCUUAUCGAGUCUAGGAUGGACUUUGACGCCGUCGGCAGUUACGCAAGGCCUGAUAUCUUCACCCUGACUGUAAAUGCAAAGCCUGUAGCAAACGUCUCGUUUGAAUGA
This is a messenger RNA of Trematosphaeria pertusa, 966 nucleotides long. Its product is annotated as putative nitrilase. The coding region runs from base 1 to 966 and encodes 321 amino acids. The transcript is spliced from 8 exons. The record is from RefSeq and is a predicted model, not a curated record. Lineage: Eukaryota; Fungi; Ascomycota; Dothideomycetes; Pleosporales; Trematosphaeriaceae. Gene Ontology annotation, molecular function: catalytic activity.